This is a messenger RNA of Daphnia pulex (common water flea), 6034 nucleotides long. RefSeq names its product anaphase-promoting complex subunit 1-like (gene shtd). The transcript has 11 exons. Gene Ontology annotation, cellular component: anaphase-promoting complex. The coding region runs from base 189 to 5993 and encodes 1934 amino acids. Gene Ontology annotation, biological process: protein K11-linked ubiquitination; anaphase-promoting complex-dependent catabolic process; metaphase/anaphase transition of mitotic cell cycle. Gene Ontology annotation, molecular function: molecular adaptor activity. NCBI's taxonomy places the organism in Eukaryota, Metazoa, Arthropoda, Branchiopoda, Diplostraca, Daphniidae. The record is from RefSeq and is a predicted model, not a curated record.
AUAUUUGCAUAUUUUUAAACAGAAUUGUUCGUCUGCUAGUACCCGUCCCUUUAGCUUUUUGGUCAUUCGUUUUGAGCUGUUGAUUUGAUUGUAUGGUCUGAUCGUAGACUUCGUAAAGCGUUCCAAUAAAGUCUGUCACCCUGGACGUUUUACAAUAUUCUGUGUUUAACGGUACUAACGACGACAAAAUGAUUGCCGCCGGAGAACCCCAAGUUUACAUUCCACAUGGAAAGCAAAUUUUGGAACAGUAUGAAAGUUCUUCGUACCGACGCACUUCAGCCUUUAACACGUCGUUAGAAUCGCAGGAUGUCUAUACUUUGUCAACCUUGGGUAUAGAAAACGAAGAAGAAACAGAAGUCUACAUUCAUGAAAACACAGUCGUCUGGUCAAGAGGUUAUGGAGAAGUCUACUGGGAGCUAGUAAAAAAAUACAUCUGUGAUGGACCAGUCCAACAAGCACUCUGGUUUGACUUUGAUGAGAAUCCCAACAGACCUUCCUGUGCAACUGUCAUGGCUACUAACAAACCACUUGGUCGAAAGAUCCCCAGUUUGUGCAUUGUGGAAAAGUCUAAAGUCACUAUUCACACAAGAGAUGGAGAUGAAUACAUUCUCGCCGUGCCGUAUGAGAUUCAUCGAGUGUGGCCCACACGAUUUGGACUAAUCUUCGAGAAGUGUCAAACGAGUAAUCCUGAAAUUCCCAAUUGGUUUUCACUUUACCAUCCGUUGGAGGAAAUCGUUCCAGUUGUUCUUCGGGACGGUGUUGAUCGUGACCACCUAAAUUUUGCCAAAGACAAGAAGCUAAAAUUCGUAUUUACUGGUGCUGAUCCGUCAAUUUGCGUCACUUACAAUGAAGACACCGGCUUGCACUCAAUUUGGUUGAUACGUAAAGCUGAAGUAGACGAAAGUCUCUGCAUGAGUGUCAGUAAUAAAGUUAACGCCAACCCAUCGGCCAACCAUUCGGCAUUCAGCGGCACGUUUAUCCCUUCCAACGUAGCCUCGCCUUCUCUGUCUAGAAGUUUUGCUCUAUCACAAAUCUACAACACUUCCUUUCAACAGUCUCCCGCUAAUUUGCCCAGUAUUUUCAAUACUACAGCCAACAAGACGCCCAAAUUCGAUCUUGAUCUGUCUCAUCGAUUCAACACUCCAAAAGGAUCCAAGAGUUACGCACAUUUUGCCAUGUCUUCCCUUCAGUUCAAUCAAUCCAAGAUUUCUGGCUCCCCGUUAAGGCGAAUGGGCUCUAAUAGCCGCACAAGUGCUAUUCUAGCUCGAACACCCGUUCCUUCUCCUUCAGCUUCUUCGCUUUUCAACGAGUUGGAAUCCCCAGAUGACGAAGAACCACUCUUGCCUGAUUUAUGCCUCCAAGUUUUGUGGACGGAGGACACGAAAAAGUCCAGCUCCAGUUCGGCUAUUAAAGCUUUCGUCGCUGUCGAUUGGUUAGGCAAAUCAUGCGUUUGUUGGCUGUUGGACGAUGAAAAGAUUUUGCGGUGUGUCGAUCUUAAAGUGACGGAGAACAGGAACACAGGAAAUCCUCUUUACAUUUGUUGCGCUCCUUGGACGAUUCCCGCAAAGGAUGCCGAAUACAUUCCUGGUCUGAAGGCUAUACUGGUACUUGAUCCAGUCUUGUCAGACGGGAAUAGCCUCACGCUCUACUCUGGCAACACCAAACUGGCUAAAGUUCACGUUCCCAAUUGCAGCCCUCCCUCAGGAACGGGUAUCUCACUAUCCAUACAGAGACUAAGUCUCGAGGCAUCCAGCAGUAACAGCAAAUUCAUUCCGUCAACGCCUCUGAAUUCAAGCCGGCGGAGCAGCCUCAUGCCCGAUUUGACUUCGUCGAUCAUGCACGAUUCAAGCGUUACUCUCAGUCCGAUUCCGGCCUCGUCUCCUCCACUAUCUUUCCGCACUCUACAGGAUGCAGUGGGCUGCCAGGUGACACUCAAAUGCUCCGAUCGAAGUCUUUUAAGAACAUUGCUUCCACCGUUAUGCACCUCGGCUUUGGUGGAACGUUGUUUGAGUUCAUUGCGAGCCGCAUUACCUUCUGAUAUUUAUCUGGCUGUCGCUUCUAAAUUUUAUUGUGUUCGUAAUGCACCUGGCCCUUCGGACUUCUCUCCUCCAGCGGAGUUUGAUGCCUUCCGUUCUACGCUCCUAACUUUAUUGGGAUUCGACGCCAAAUCACUGGAUAUAUCAAUUUCUUCUAUUGCCAGCCCCAUUAUUGAAUCGAAGAAAAGUCGGACAAAUUUGGAAGAAGGAGCCAACGAAGAUUGGCAAUAUCUGGUGGAGUCACAAUACGCUCGGAUAUUUUCCCAGUCGCUUGGAUUAGAUACUUCUCGCAUCUUUAAUCCCAUCGGCCAGCAGUCGAUGGUGCAAGUCACUAACGAUUCGCCCUAUUUCACGUAUCUACCACACGUUUUGCUCGUGCUUCAUCUACUCUUUGAGGACCUCAAGUUGGAUGCCCUCUUGUGGAAUGAUGCCCAACUUUUGGUGACGCUUCUUAUCCCUUUGGCUUCAGCUCUCAACUUAACGCAGUACUGUGAUUCGUAUUGGAGAGAUUUCCCGCUCGUUUGGAACACCGCCAAUAUCAAACUGGGUGUUCUUCAACCAACGGAUUUAGAUAAACUCCAAGGGAUGAUUCAGCGAAUAGAGGUUCCGUCCAAUAUUCACAGCCACCUGUUGGCGCUCAUGAGUAAAAAGAAGAUCCACAGCCCGUAUCCACAUGUAAAACUGGUCAAUACUCGUUCCAGAGAUAUCAUUACUCUCUUUGCCAUCCUUUACGGAAGAGCGGAUGAACAUCAUCUGGUGUCUGUUCACGAAUACGUCCGCGAUUUUGAAUGGGUAGAACACACUGGCAGAGUUUCACUACCAUUUAAUGUUGUAGUUCCAAAUGAGGAACGAAGACAGAUCGCUUUGGUUUUAAAAAUGUCUUCGUGCGGAUGGACGCGGGAGGAUCUCAACGCUUUACCAGCCGGAAUAGGAUUACCUUUACGUUAUGCUCUGUUCCGUUGCCAACUAGAUCCACCGACAGAUUGGCCUGACGAAGCAUACAAACUGAUCAACCGACAAGACAUGUGCCAAUCCUCGGCUGGCUGCACUGUCCAGGUGUCGCCGUCAACUGCCCCGGAAUUGAAUUUAAAAAUUGAAGCGCAAAGGAGUAAAACAGCCGGCAGUGGGGGUAAUAGCAAAGACGACCAUGCCGAAGACGGAAUGGAAGAAGUAAUUGAAUUACCCAUCUGGAAGUUACUUUUUCCUCGAGAUCAUCGUAUCCAGGAAAUUCGUCGUCUUCUUGGCUCUUCUCGACCAGUAGCUGUCGUCCUCCCAGCUUCGCAACAACAAGGACUAAGUGAACAUGAAUUGAUCGAGGAGAGAGAGAAGCAGUUACUUGUACUUUGCAUCCGUGUCAUGGCCCUGUCUGUUGGCCGUGGAAUGCUCACUCUUCACACUGCUACACCCACCGUCACGGAAACUUUGUCUAUUCCAAAAUUGUGUUUAAAUGGUAAGACGCCUCACAAUGGUGCGGCGGUGGAUAUGACGCACAUUGACGUACCUGCCAAUAUGUCACUUUGGCCGCAGUUUCACAACGGUGUGGCAGCUGGCUUAAGAGUGUCUCCGGAUUCAAAAUAUGUCGACAGUAAUUGGAUUAACUUGAGCCGUGGUGGGAAUCGUUCAGGAGCUGCAGUUGGAUCAGCUCCGGGAGAGUUAAACGCCGAAGUGGCUGGUUUCCUACUAGGACUAGGAAUAACUGGACAUUUAAAUAAAUUCAGCGACCUUGUCAUUCACGAGCACUUAAACCGCGACCAUGAAAUGACGCAAUUGGCAUUGGUGUUGGGUCUUGGCAUAGGAAAGCGUGGCUCUAUGGAAGCGGAUACUCUUCGAAUAAUCUCUGUUUACGUCGAAUCUUUGUCACCUGCUUCGUCAUCCAGCAGCAACGGUUGCGGCGGGGGCUCGAUUGAAGUGCCCCAAAAUGUCCGUGUGGCUGCCCUCAUGUCCAUCGGUUUCCUCUAUCAAGGAUCGGCGCAUCGCUACAUGACAGAAGUGCUCCUGGCUGAGAUUGAUCGACCACCUGGACCGGAGAUGGAUAACUGUGUUGAUAGAGAGUCCUAUUCUCUUUCUGCUGGUCUGGCUCUCGGCUUAGUGACUCUGGGCCAAGGCGGACAAAUGACGGGGUUAGCCGAUCUCCGAUUAGCAGAUACUCUCUAUCAUUUCAUGGUGGGAGGAACGAAGCGCAACUUUAACACGUCCAAUGCCCGCCCCAGAAGCAUGACGUCAGCUAGCUACCAGAUUCGUGAAGGAAACACAGUCAACGUGGAUGUCACUGCUCCAGGAGCCAUUCUUGCUCUCGGGCUAAUGUUUCAUCGUACAAAUAACGCAGCCGCGGCCAAAUGGAUGGAAGCACCUGAUUCACAGCAACUACUCGACUCGAUAAGACCAGAUUUUCUAUUACUGCGCACAUUGGCACGGGGGUUGAUCCUGUGGGACGACGUAAUGCCCACGCGCGAUUGGGUCGAAUCCAAUGUCCCUCCUAAUAUUCGUCGCUAUUCACUACGCAAUCCGGGUGAUCCUGACAGUCAAUCUCAACAAGUCGAUUACGAAACUAUGAAUCAAGCUUUCUACAAUAUCAUGGCAGGCUCAUGCUUUGUCCUGGGUUUGAAGUUCGCAGGAUCAGCCAAUGCGGAUGCUUUCAACACUUUGUAUCGUUAUUCCAAAGUGUUGAUCUCGCUGUCGGGUCGUUCCGUUGCGGAAUGGGCUGGAAAAGCGACUCUUGAAGCCUGUCUCAACACUCUAGUAUUGUCCCUUUCCAUGGUCAUGGCCGGUACAGGAGAUUUGCAAGUUCUGAGGCUUUGUCGUCACUUACGCCUAAGGAGCGGGACCUUUAGUAAUGUUGUUACAUAUGGAUCACAUAUGGCGACUCAUAUGGCACUGGGAUUCUUGUACAUGGGAGGUGGCCGGCUAUCACUUAGCACGUCGCCGGAGGCAAUCGCUGCAUUAGUAUGCGCGUGCUACCCCAAAUUUCCUACUCACUCAAACGACAAUCGAUACCACCUCCAAGCACUUCGGCAUUUGUACGUUCUAGCAACCCAGCCCCGUUUGCUGAUGCCUAUUGAGAUGCCCAACAUGCAACCUUGCUACACUAACCUACAAGUGGUGUUUAAUGACGCGGAUAGCUCAUCAUUUCAGUUGCGAGCUCCUUGUCUGUUGCCUGAAUUACGUUUUCUCCAGCGCGUCCAAUUGUUUGAUCCUCGUUAUCGCAGCAUCGUUUUUGAUCGACAGCACAACUGGGGCAAGCUGGAAUGCAUUCUUCAAGGGAAAGACCACCUUAUUGUUCAGCGCAAGGCCGGCUGUUUGUCAUACACUGAAGAUCCUACUGGUUUAGCGUCGUUAGCUACUCCGACCCUUUCGGCCUGGGCUAUUCGUGCUUCGACGGUCGCCAAUUUCACCACAGACAAGUUCGUCAUAUUCCUUUGCCGUCACUUUCUCGGCGCGUCAGACCGUGGCCAAUCACAGAUUCUUAUCGAACAGGAGUCAAAACCAUUAGAAACGCAACUUCGCCUUCUUAGUCUCAUUCUUAAUGACUGUGUUGUAAAUGAAAAGACCGAGAUGGUUAAACCAUGGCUCCAGCUUCUACACAAAUCUGAUCAGAGGGACUCGUCAACUCUUCCGCUCUGGCAACUCAAGUUUCUCAUCAACUUUCCCACGAAGAACUUGCCUGCCUCUGUUAAUUCAACACCUUUCAUCGAUCCAGAAAUGGUGCUGGCUCUUCGUCACGAACUUGAGUCUAGCUGGGAUCACCUUGAUACGGAAUUGCGCACCAGCCUCAACACUUAUCUGUCGGGUAGAGAUACUCCCCGUGAACGAUCGCAGUCGGUAAAGUUGGCCAACCUAACCGUGUUUUAUGACCUUCCGAUGCCGAUGCCUGAAUUGGAUUCCGACCCCGUUUCACUGUUGCUUCAAUCAGGAGAUCAAAAACUAGCUGCUCGUUUAGCCAUUCUUCUUCAUCUGUGAUGGUAAAUUCAUUGAUAAAAUAAUAAAUUAUUUUAAUCUUG